Budorcas taxicolor (takin) is the source of this 2997-nucleotide messenger RNA. It is a transcript of the gene PARN, whose product is annotated as poly(A)-specific ribonuclease. The coding region runs from base 397 to 2130 and encodes 577 amino acids. Gene Ontology annotation, molecular function: poly(A)-specific ribonuclease activity; RNA binding; metal ion binding. The transcript is spliced from 24 exons. Gene Ontology annotation, biological process: nuclear-transcribed mRNA poly(A) tail shortening. The record is from RefSeq and is a predicted model, not a curated record. NCBI's taxonomy places the organism in Eukaryota, Metazoa, Chordata, Mammalia, Artiodactyla, Bovidae. Gene Ontology annotation, cellular component: nucleus; cytoplasm.
UCAGCCCUGGGGCCAGAAUCACCCGGCUAGUUAGAUCUGAAGCCCAGCCUGGCGUCUAUCAGGAGCCGGGUCAAUUCUGCACGCGCGGUCGCUUCGCGCUCCCGGGGGCAGGGUCCCGGUCAUCUCCCUCCGAGGUGUGAGGCAGCCACGUCCUCUCCGUCUCGCCCUGGGGAGGGUGGAGGUGGAGAUGCAGAAACUACAGGCUCGGACUGUGACCCGGGAGUGAACACAGAUUUUAAGAGUAAUCUUCACAAAGUGUACCAGGCCAUAGAGGAGGCCGACUUCUUCGCCAUCGAUGGGGAGUUUUCAGGAAUCAGCGAUGGACCUUCGGUCACCGCAUUAACAAAUGGUUUUGACACUCCAGAAGAAAGGUAUCAGAAGCUUAAAAAGCAUUCCAUGGACUUUUUGCUGUUUCAGUUUGGCCUUUGCACUUUUAAGUAUGACUACACAGAUUCAAAGUAUAUAACAAAGUCUUUUAACUUCUAUGUUUUCCCGAAACCCUUCAAUAGAUCCUCACCAGAUGUCAAAUUUGUUUGUCAGAGCUCAAGCAUUGACUUUCUAGCAAGCCAAGGAUUUGAUUUUAAUAAAGUUUUUCGCAACGGAAUUCCGUACUUAAACCAGGAAGAAGAAAGACAGUUAAGAGAGCAGUAUGAUGAGAAGCGUUCGCAGUCCAAUGGUGCAGGUGCUCUGUCCUACACGUCUCCUAACACUUCAAAGUGUCCCGUGACUAUUCCUGACGAUCAGAAGAAGUUCAUUGACCAAGUGGUAGAGAAAAUAGAAGAUUUAUUACAAAGUGAAGAAAACAAGAACUUGGAUUUAGAGCCAUGUACUGGGUUCCAAAGAAAACUGAUUUAUCAGACUUUGAGCUGGAAGUAUCCCAAAGGCAUUCAUGUUGAGACUUUAGAAACCGAAAAGAAAGAGCGAUAUAUUGUUAUCAGCAAAGUAGAUGAAGAAGAACGCAAAAGAAGAGAGCAACAGAAACAUGCUAAGGAACAGGAAGAACUGAAUGAUGCUGUGGGAUUUUCUAGAGUCAUUCAUGCCAUUGCUAAUUCGGGGAAGCUUGUCAUUGGACACAACAUGCUCUUGGACGUCAUGCAUACGGUUCAUCAGUUCUACUGCCCUCUGCCUGCGGACUUAAAUGAAUUUAAGGAGAUGACAACAUGUGUUUUCCCCAGGCUCUUGGAUACAAAAUUGAUGGCCAGCACACAACCUUUUAAGGAUAUCAUUAACAACACAUCCCUUGCAGAAUUGGAAAAGCGGUUAAAAGAGAUACCUUUCAACCCUCCUAAAGUUGAAAGUGCAGAAGGCUUUCCAAGUUAUGACACGGCUUCUGAACAGCUCCACGAGGCAGGCUAUGAUGCUUAUAUCACAGGACUGUGUUUCAUCUCCAUGGCCAACUACCUAGGUUCUUUUCUUAGUCCUCCAAAGAGUCAUGUGUCUGCCAGAUCAAAACUCAUCGAACCUUUUUUUAACAAGUUAUUUCUUAUGAGAGUCAUGGAUAUCCCGUAUCUAAACUUGGAAGGACCAGACUUGCAGCCUAAACGUGAUCACGUCCUCCAUGUGACAUUCCCCAAAGAAUGGAAAACCAGUGACCUUUACCAGCUUUUCAGUGCCUUUGGUAACAUUCAGAUAUCUUGGAUUGAUGACACAUCAGCAUUUGUUUCUCUCAGCCAACCUGAACAAGUGCCAAUUGCUGUCAAUACCAGCAAGUAUGCAGAGAGCUAUCGCAUCCAGACCUAUGCUGACUAUGUCGGGAAAAAGCGAGAGGAGAAGCAGAUGAAGAGAAAGUGGACAGAAGAUAGUUGGAAGGAGGUUGAGCCAAAGCGGCUAAACACGCAGUGCGUCUCCUACGGUUUGCAGAAUCACCAUUACCACGCCAACAGUCUCACAGCCACCAGCACAGUAGGAAAGAGAAACCUGAGUCCCAGUCGAGCAGAAGCUGGCCUGGAGGCCCGAGCAUCGGGGGAGAUUUCUGACACUGAGCUUGAGCAGACAGAUCCCUGUGCAGAAUCCCUCUCAGAGGGAAGGAAAAAGGCCAAGAAACUAAAAAGGAUGAAGAAGGACCUUUCUCCGACAGGAAGCAUCUCGGACAGCUCGGCCAAGCUCUUCGAAGUCCCCGACACGUGGUAACCAAGACCGGAGUGGAACAACCCCGCUGGUGCUGUUGCCGAGAAGGAAAGAAGCAGCUGGCACGUUUGGAAGCCAUACCGCGUUUCACUGAAUCCACUGUGGUGUGGGAGGAGCCUGAAACCAAGUGUGUCUCCUGAAAAAACCCCAGUUUUUAUUUUCAAGGCUGUGUUCCUUCCUCCUCAGCCUCACCCAUGUGCUGGCACUCAGCGUGUUGUCGACUGUCGUGUGUUCAUGAUUCACCAGGUCAUUAAGGUCAUUACUUGUUGCUCGUGUGAAACCCUCCAGUCACAGAUCUGUGUGUGCGAAUCCACCCGAAGGGAAGGCCAACCAUGAGACCCGCAGAAAGAGCCGACGCUCUUGUGUGCUGUGACCAUGAAUUUGGGGUUGAACUUCUCGAGAGGUUCACGCUCAGGCCCGGGGGCAGCCCUGGGGUGUGGUACGGCCUCCCGUGAAGAAUUCGGUCGUGUCUGCCUGCUUCUCAUCAUUGCUGCCUGAAACCACGAAGCUCCCAAGCUUGUUUUCCUGGUAGGAAGAUGUCUACCACUAUCAACACAUGCCUUGACCUUUGGGGCAUAUUUAUUUAGAGGUGGUUUUUUUUCCCCCCUAAGAUGUGAGUUUCUCAUGGUGGGGUGUACGAAUGAAAAGUUAAUUUCUGUUUUCCCAGGUAGCAUUCCGUGUCUUAGCCAGUGUCUUGUCUGUUUGUCUGGUGGUGUCUGGGGGUGAGGUGGCAAGUGUGCGUACGUGUGCAUGUGUGUGAAAUCAUAACAAAUCAACACCGUGUACCAGCCUUUCUCUGUCAAACCAGAUCACAGCAGCGACAGAAUCCCGUGGAUCUGCUUCCUACAGAUCACUGUUAGAUAUUUAACA